Messenger RNA from Perca fluviatilis (European perch), 2911 nucleotides. RefSeq lists its product as uncharacterized. The transcript is spliced from 5 exons. The record is from RefSeq and is a predicted model, not a curated record. NCBI's taxonomy places the organism in Eukaryota, Metazoa, Chordata, Actinopteri, Perciformes, Percidae. Bases 926 to 2491 code for a protein of 521 amino acids.
AGUUAGUUUUAUAAGACUUACCUACUGCAUCUUUAAGCUACUGAACCUGUAUUUAGUCAGGAUCCGUCUCUGCUUCAGAUCUCUGACAGUGUGCAGACACUCAGCCAAUUUAUAUUCUCUGUUAAGAGUCAAAUAACAAUUUAGUCUACUUAAACUUAAAUUAAGACGUGUCCAAAAUGUAAUAGCUGGUUUCUGUAUAUUUAGCAGUAAUGGGAAACGACCCGUCUUUCGUCGACAGGCGUUAUUUGGCGUUUUCCUUUGAACGUUUAGAAUUCUUCUACAGAAUUCCGUGUGUAGGGUCUCUAUUGGUGUUUGUCCCAGAAGUCAUGCUCCAAUCUACUGAGUGGGCCCCAAAUUUCACUUCCAUAGUGCUAUCGGUACACUAUCGAAUUAAAUGUAUUAAUUUAAUUUAAUUUUGUAUUUAAUUUAUUAAUUUAACAUCUCCAUGUGCCUGAUGGCGUGUCUCGCUGUGAGAAGUCAAGAUAGCCCAAAUCACCAUGAACCUGGGUGUUUUAUUUUGAAAUCUGUUUUAUUUUUGUAAAGCAUCCGGCUGCACUGUGGUCUUCGGUCUUCCUGUAUGUGAUUACCUGCCUGGCUUGACACAUUCGCUCGCGUAUCGCGCAAGAAAUAGAGGGGAGAAACUAUCGCUGUAGCGCCCGGACCGACGCGGACGCUAUACGCGCCCGGUAUGAACGGACAGGUUGGAUAAUAUGGGCGCCGAAAUAAAAAUAACUGCGCUACGCUGCUAUACGAGACGCUUACGCGCCCAUUGUGUACUCUGAUUUGUGCAUGUUGCUGGCUGGGCUCAGUCCAUAGAUAUAUACACUCAGUCCUGCAGCAGCCCGAGAGGCUCUCCAUCCGGGACACGGACUGCAAGGAGACGGCGUCGUGGAGCAACAACAGGCCGGAUGUCUGCAGCAACAAAAUGGGAAGGCGGCAGUCACAAAGGAAGUCAGUGCAGCCGCAGUACAAGCAGCCAAGUCCAGAAAAUAAUGACAAGGAUUAUAUUUACCUUCUUAAGAAAGCCAAGGGGACAGGAUGGAUGAGGGUGCCCUGCGCAGUUGACGAGAGAACGAGGCCGCAGCAAAGAAGAAAGCAGAAACCGAACACUCCCUCGACCAAACGCCUUACUUCUCAACACAGUGCUCAGGGAACCUCAGAGUCAAAGGCCCAUCCACUGUACCCUGCAGAAGACAAGAUGGAGCCAAAGGUGCAGCUGGCUGCUCAGCCCUGCAGCCACGGGGAACACAAGCCCACAAGUUUCAGAGUGAGCAGGCACACAGCUGCCUUUUCCUGCCACCGCCUGUCUGAUUCAAGUCCUACUCUGCAGGAGAGCCUGUCACCAAAGGCAGAGGUAGGAGGUCUGGCUGGCCAUGGAGAGGGCGACAGCGACACAGACUUGUCUGAGUCAGAGAGACUUCCUGUGUCGCCCUCUGGUGGGGUUCCUCCACAGCUCCAGCUGAGGCCAGAGGUCAUCGAGGCUGAACACUGUCCCUCUCGCAGCCACAGGCCCAGAGGACACAACCAUGGUGCUUUUGACUUUCCAGACUUCCUCCCUCCACCUUUUAACUCCUGGAGCCUCAGUCAGCUGGCUGUCUUCUACAACAUGGAGGGCCGGGGGGGCCCUCAGCCCAGGCCCGUGGGCCCUUUGGAAAGGUACCUUGAUAGGCUGCUGCAGCUGGAGUGGCACCAGAUUCAGACAGUGCAGGGGGAGGGGGGGAAGUCAACGGGGUCAGAUGUCCUUUCCAGCUGCCAUAGGUCCCAUGCUGCUGCCUCGUCACGCCUCAGCUCUCCAAAGUGCAUCCUCCAGUGUCAGCGUGCCUUCUCCCUCACCUUCCUCUCCUGCCUGGCCAGUCACUCUGCCCUGCUCUCCGGCUGUGCCUGCACUCUCUGCCGUAUACGCUACUCCACCUGUAGCACAUCGUGCUGCCGCUCCUCCCACCACACCCAUCAGUCCAGACUGAGUCCCAUGCUGGAGCGCAUGGGGCCCACGUCGCUCCCCAAAAGGAGCUACAGCGAGAACCGGGUGAAGUCCUCAGACAGGAGCACUGCACCCCGAUCUCAGGUGUUCAGCAGCCCUGUGCGGACCAACAGCCACCUGAGGAGAAUGCAAGCCUCAGGAAAUAUCCGCAACCCUGUUAAAGUUGCUAACACCAAGCCUCAUUCCACUGCCAGAGGCGGGAGUGUCGGGGCUGGGACGGAUCGCGUGGGAGCGUUGGGCGACGUGGUGGACUAUAGGACAGGAGGGUUUAGGAGGAGGAGUGGCUCAGAGCAGAGAAGAGGUGGAGUAGAAAGACAACAAGGUGCAUCAGAGAAACGACGAAGUGGUUCUGAGUAUAGAAGAGGAGGAGCUGAGCGGAAGAGAAUAGCUGAGCUCAAGGAACGGGAAAUAAAACCAGAUGUCACUGCAAUAAUGGACAAUUUACCUGGGCCCAAACAUUCUCCAAUAAACAGACCAAACAGACAGAAACAGGUGGAAUUUGUUACAUAACAGCAGGUUGAAUACUGUAAGUGCAAUCUGUCUGCCACAGCUACAGUUUAAUAUUUGAUUAUGAAUGUAUAUUGUCAGUCAUUUUUGUGUUAUUUGAGCAGGCUGACAGAAGGUGUAGCAAGCAAUUGUAAAUGUAUUUUCUUCAUUAGUGGAUGGAUUUCUCUGUUCUUAGCCAAUUAUAGUUACAUUAUUAUGUUUUAUCCAAUGCUGUGAUUGCAGUCAAAUAAGAUAUUGCAACAGUGGAUGUUUACAUGCACUAUUGAUCAUACAUAAAUCUUAUUUUUUAUUUAACCAAGUAAGCCUUCGUCGGCACAAAACAUACGUACGGAGGUACAUGCCGCCAGUUUUACUGGUGAUUAUGUUUUGGUUUGUUGACAAAAGAGCUGCAUAAUAAAGGUGAUUAAGUUUAAAGUUGUCUAA